Leptopilina heterotoma is the source of this 8303-nucleotide messenger RNA. It is a transcript of the gene sdk, whose product is annotated as protein sidekick. The transcript has 30 exons. NCBI's taxonomy places the organism in Eukaryota, Metazoa, Arthropoda, Insecta, Hymenoptera, Figitidae. Bases 1041 to 7580 code for a protein of 2179 amino acids. Gene Ontology annotation, molecular function: protein binding. The record is from RefSeq and is a predicted model, not a curated record. Gene Ontology annotation, biological process: cell-cell adhesion.
UCAAAUCCAAGAAUGUUUUAGAACCGUUGCGGCGAUGCUAACAAAACCUGAUGUUACUGAUAAUCAGAAGAACGCGGAAUUAAAAAUCGAAAAUUUAAAAAACAACACGUGUGUUUAAAUAAAAUAAAUUUUUAAUUAUCAGAAAAACAAAAUAUUCUCUAAAGUUCAAGUUUUCGUGUGUUGUGUGAAACGUUAAAAAAAUUAAAAAAAUUUUGUUGAGCGGAGCCAGGUGGCUCAGCAGGGUUGCCAGGUUGAACCAGGUGAACGUCAAAGCGUGCGGCCUCUCUCUCUCUUUACCUGAUUUUCUGUGUCGCGGUACUCAAAAGCAACGUGUCAAUUUUUUCUCCCCAAGGAUUAUUAAACCAUUUGGAUUUUUUGACUUGUGGAAAAUCAAAAAAACUAGUGGAUUAUAUAGUGUAAUAAAAAAAAAGUGAUUGUGAUACAGAAAAAUGUGAAUAGAAGAAAAAUAAAAGAAUAUUAAGUGUUUUUUUCGAAAUUUUGUGUGUGCACGUGUGUGAUCCGCAUUUUCGCAACAAGUGGUUUUUUUUCUCGAUUUCGUAAGAGCGGGAGUGUAUUUUUUCAAAGAAAAAGGAAAUUCCCUCUCUCAAUUCUUCGUCGUGUCGACAAUGGUUUUGUACCUUCAAGGGACCACUUUUAUUGUGAACGCAAGUGAAAUGGUGAGGAGCGAAGGGUCCCGUCGCUUUUAAGAAAUAAAUGCGCCGUUGCCAGGUGUGUCGUGGGUGACGGAAUAUUGUAAUACAAAGUUGAAAAAAAAACACUUGAGAAAUAAGAAAAAAAAAUAGUUUCAAGAAGAACCUUUAUUUUUUCGGUGUGCGCGGUGCAUUCGAGGAAUGUGAGUGGAUAAAAAAAAUGACAACGACCAUGAAGUUCGAAUCGUGGAAAAUUGGAUUGGUGUGAAUAUUAUUUUUCUUUUAAGUAGUUUUUGUGUGUAAUUUAGAAACUUUUUUUUUUGGAGAAGUGGCGAAGAAAAGGAGAAAAAAGCUUGGCAGAAAUAAGUGACAACUGCCAAGCGAAUAAAUAUGAAUGAACCCAGUGAGUGUUUGAGGGCGUCGCGGCCAUUUAGGAGAUUAUUUAUUUGUUUCGUUGUAAUUCUUGUCGCUGGCAGCGCAUGGAGUACAGAGUCGCUCCAAGAGCCACGCUUUGUAACUCAUCCAUCUAGUAGUGGAAAAUUUAGUCCUGAAAAUCGAACAAAAAUUUUACAGUGCCAAGCAAGGGGUCAUCCACAACCACGUUACAGGUGGUUCAAAGAUGGUCAACCACUAACGAACGAACUAACUUCCGAACCUUAUUUUCGAAUUAACAUAACAAAGCGAGAGGACACUGGCGUUUACUACUGUGUCGCGACCAAUGAAGUUGGUUCAAUAUUCAGCGAACGAAUCUCUUUCUCCGUAGCGUAUAUGGGAAUAUUUGAGGAUUUAACGGAAAUUCCUUUAAGUGUGGAAUCGGGAAAUGCGGCAAUUUUGCGAUUGCCGCCCAUUGAGAGUAAUCCAACUCCAGAAGUUAGUUGGUCAAGUUCUGACGGUACAAUUCCUUACACCAUAAAAUAUGCGACCGCUCAACAAAUGCUGAUAAUUCUCAAUGCCGCCGAAGAGGAUGAGGGAUCGUACAGAGCUAAAGCGAUAAAUACUCAAGUGGCAAAGGAGGAAAUUAGUCCCUUCUUCAAGUUGAGAGUUACGGGAGAUUCAAAUGCCGAGGUGCCGCCAACGAUAAUUGUGCGGCCACAGGAUACAAAAAUUAUUAAAGACCAGGGCGUGACAUUUCUCCACUGUAUCGCAAAUUCAAGGUAUCUCCACGAAUUGAGAACUUUAUGGACGAAGGAUGACAUUCCAAUUGAAAAUACAAGAAUCUCGUAUCAAUUUGACGAUCUUUGGAACCGGACUUUAAUACUCAAGUCAGCGAAUUUGACCUAUACGGGAAUUUACACUUGUCACGUUGAUCUGCGAAGUGGAGGAUUCCCCACGAUUAUUGCCAAUGCCAGUAUUGAAGUUUAUGAAAAACCCUCGUUUAUAAACGAACUGAAACGGGAGACAAUUAGCGAAUACGGAUCGACUGUAAUUCUUCCCUGUGAAGCCGAAGGAGUUCCUUUGCCAAAAAUUAGCUGGUAUCGAAAUGCGGAAUCAGUCGAUCAUUUGUUUGGCUCGAGAUACAAUUUGGAGGAAGACGGAUCAUUAACAAUUAAAAAAUUAACAAUGGAAGAUUCAGGAAUGUUUCAAUGUCUAGCGUCAAAUGAAGCUGGUGAGGCUUCAAGUUACACAUGGAUCAGAGCAAAAACUUCUGUUCCUGUAAUGGAUUUGGGACCACAAAAUUCGACAAUUUUGGACGGAAAAGAUGUGACGAUCACUUGCCGAGCAAUUGCGGCACCAGUUCCUAAUACCACCUGGUUUUAUAAUGAUUCGUUCCCAGUGGAAAUUGCAGGACGAGUUCAACUGAUGGAAAAUGGUGAUUUACUUAUAACAGCCGUGAAGGCAAACGACGCCGGAAAAUACACUUGUUAUCGAGCGAAUGAAGCUGGAUCUGUGAAUGGUUCCGCGUUUCUAUCAGUUUUAGUUCGUACACGAAUUUUACAACCACCGGCGGAUAUAUCAGUGACUCUCGGUUACACAGCGGAACUUCAGUGCAAGGUUUCCAACGAUCCCAGUGUUAAAUAUGAUAUUGCAUGGUUCCACAAUUCACAAUUAAUCAACACACGUUCGAGUCAACGAGUGAAAAUGCGUGACGAUGGAACAUUAGAGAUAUUCGCAGUGCGCGCAUCUGAUGUUGGUGAAUACACGUGUUCAGUGAUAUCGCCCGGUGGCAAUGAAUCGCGAACGGCUCGUCUCAGUGUCAUUGAAUUGCCAUUUGCGCCAAUUAAUGUGAUGGCACAAAGAGCCGAGGAAAUUUCUCUACGUUCAAUAAAUGUCUCCUGGGUCCCUGGUUUCGAUGGGAAUAGUCAAAUAAAACGUUUCAGCGUUCAACGUUGCGAGGUACAUGAAUUGGGACCAAUUCCCGAUUUAUCGCCAAAUUGGGUGCGCGAAAUGACAAAUAUCUCGGCUCAAACCAACUGGAUUUUAUUGCACAAUUUGAAGGCAGCGUCGGCCUAUCAAUUUCGUGUGAGCGCCGAAAAUGACGUUGGCGAGGGUCCAUUUUCUGAGCCUAGUAAUGUUGUUGUUCUGCCGCAAGAACCUCCUUCGGGACCACCAUCGGGAUUUGUUGGUUCGGCGAGAUCGUCAUCGGAAAUAAUUACCCAGUGGCAACUUCCGGCCGAGGAACACAGAAACGGACAUAUUUUGGGAUUUAUUUUACGCUACAAACUCUAUGGUUACAAUGUAACGCCGUGGACAAUUCAAAAUAUCACGAAUCAAGAGCAGAGGAAUUUUCUCAUCACCGAUCUCAUCACGUGGAAGGAUUAUGAUGUUCAAAUCGCCGCCUACAAUGAUAAGGGCGUUGGAAUCUUCACCGAAGGCCUCAAAAUCAAAACCAAAGAAGGCGUGCCGGAAGCGCCGCCAACGAAUAUAAAAGUAAAAGCGCUGAAUUCAACGUCAGUGGGCGUAUCAUGGACGCCGCCGAAUCCACAAAAAAUCAACGGCAUCAAUCAGGGUUACAAAUUACAGGCGUGGAUCGGUGGAAAUUUUAGCGACGAUAAUGAAUACAAGGCAAUAACUGUUGAGCCAAAUUUAUUUAAUCCGCUGGCGGAGCAGGCUGCCGUUAUUUCCGAUCUCAAAAAAUAUACAAAGUACAACGUGACUGUUUUGUGUUUCACGAAUCCAGGCGAUGGCGAGAGGAGCAAUGCCGUCGAGAUACGUACCAGUGAGGAUGUUCCCGGCGAGGUUGAGAAUCUCCAGUUUCUAAAUAUCAGCGAUCGAGCAUUAACAGUGAAAUGGAAUUCGCCGAAAGAAAUAAACGGAAUUCUUAUAGCCUAUCAAUUGAAAUAUAUGAUUAAAGAUUUGCCCGGAUCAUUACGAGUUGAAAAUUUAACUUCCGAAAUUCAUUCCGUUAAAGUUGAACAUCUUCAGGCAACGACUCACUAUCGUUUCGAAAUCGUUGCUUGGACAUCGAAAGGCCCCGGAAAAUCGAGUAUAGCAAUUAUUCAAUCGGGAAUCGAACCCGUUUUGCCCGAGCCACCGACGAAAUUGGCCUUGUCAAAUAUCGACGCAUUUUCCGUUGUUUUACAAUUUACGCCCGGAUUUAAUGGCAAUUCUUCUAUUACAAAAUGGACAAUUCAAGCGCAAACGAGUCGCAAUACGACGUGGCAUACAAUUGACGAAAUCUCUGAUCCUGACUACGAUACAAAUACAAUAAACGUUCAGGGAUUGACGCCAUUCAUGCAGUAUAAAUUGCGAUUAAUUGCAAAUAAUGUUGUGGGAAGUUCACCGCCUUCGGAGCCGACAAAACAGUUUCAAACAAUUCAAGCGCCGCCGUCGCAUCCACCGAGGAAUGUCACCGUCCGGGCAAUGAGUGCGACGGAAUUACGAGUUCGAUGGAUCCCACUGCAGCAAAUUGAAUGGUACGGAAAUCCAAGGGGUUACAAUGUGACAUAUAAAGAAUUACGAACAAAUAAAUCGAAAAGUAUUAGCAUUGACGAUCAUACGGCGAAUUCUUAUGUUCUGGAGAAUAUGGAGGAAUUUGCCCUCUACGAAGUUGUGAUGCAGGCAUUUAAUGAUGUUGGUUCAUCGUCAUCGAGUCCAAAGGCAAUUGAAAGAACGAGAGAAUCUGUUCCGUCGAUGGGACCAAUGAAUGUUGUGGCAAACGCGACAUCAUCGACGACAAUUGUCGUUAAAUGGGGCGACGUACCAACGAAAGAUCAAAAUGGACAAAUCGAAGGUUUCAAAGUUUAUUAUGGGGCGAAGAGUCGCUCGCCGUUUCAAUAUAAAAAUAUUCCCAGUAAUAGUACAUUCACAACGACAUUGACCGAGCUCAGGAAAUACGUGCAAUAUCAUAUUCAAGUUUUGGCCUACUCGAGAUUGGGAGACGGCGCUUUGAGCGUUCCGCCGAUUAGGGUGCAAACUUUUGAAGAUGUACCCGGUCCACCGUCGAAUGUCUCGAUUCCCGAUGUUUCGUUUUCAACGGCGAGAAUUAUUUGGGACACGCCCGAAGAUCCAAAUGGAGAAAUUCUCGCUUAUAAAGUUAUGUUUCAUUUAAAUAGUUCCAGCGAAAAACCAUUUUCCAAAGAAUUUCCCGCUUCGGAACGAACUUUCACUGCCACGGAAUUGCAAGCCGAGAAGUAUUACAUGUUCUCAGUGACGGCCCAGACCCGAUUGGGAUGGGGUAAAACUGCCUAUGCACUUGUUUUGACGACAAAUAAUCGAGAACGCCCGCAGCCGCCUUCAAUGCCGCAAGUCAGCAGAUCGCAAGUUCAAAGUCGACAGAUUACCUUCAAUUGGAUUCCAGGACGCGAUGGUUUUGCUCCACUCAGGUAUUACACGAUCCAAAAAUCGGAAAAUUCCGGACCAUUCCAAACAAUUCCGGAAAGAGUGAAUCCAUCGUUGACUUCCUAUACGGCGAAUAAUUUGAAGCCAUUCACGAAUUAUCAGUUUCGAAUUCAAGCGACAAAUGAUAUUGGACCUUCUGCGUGGAGCGCGGAAUCGAGUCAGGUUCAAACUUUGCCUGCAGCCCCAGCUAAAGGUGUGACGGGACUAAAAGUCGUUCCAAUCACAACAACUGGUAUCGAAGUUUAUUGGAACAUGAUUGAGGAAAUUCAUUGGAGCGGCGAUCACGUGACUGGCGGCUAUCGCGUUGUCUAUCAAAUUGUCUCCGAUUUUCCAACUGCAAUUCAAGCAACGCCCAAGGAGGAGAUUAUGGGCAUUAAUCAAACAAAAAUGACGUUGACGGAUUUAACGGAGGACAAAAAUUACGAGAUUAUUGUUGUGCCAUUUAAUUCAGAGGGUGAGGGCCCACCGAGUCCUCCGGUGACGGUUUAUGUUGGCGAAGCCGUUCCAACCGGUGAGCCGCAACAUUUGAAGGCCGAAUCAAUUUCUUCGACUGAAGUUCUACUUCAUUGGAAACCGCCGCAGGCGAAUAUGCAAAAUGGCGAUUUACUCGGUUACAAGAUUUUCUAUCUCGUGACGGAUUCGCCGCAAGCAUUGGAGGGCAAACAAGAGGAGGAAAUUGAAGUUGUUCCCGCGUCAUAUUUAACGCACAGCCUCGUUUUUCUCGAUAAAUAUACGCAAUAUCGAAUUCAAGUAUUGGCCUUUAAUCCAGCUGGCGAUGGACCAAGAACACCGCCAAUCACAGUGAGAACAAAGCAAGAUCUUCCUGGACCAUGUCAUAAUUUACAAUUCACCGAAAUAACAAUGACAAAUCUUCGCGUCUCCUGGGAUCCGCCAAAAAUGCGUAACGGCGAAAUUAUCGGCUACAUUGUCACUUACGAAACUGCCGAGCAAAAUGAUCGUUUUAGCAAACAGGUGAAACAAAAAGUGACGGAAACGAGUUUAUUGGUGCAGCCAUUGGAGGAGGAAGUGAUGUAUACUUUUGUGGUGAGAGCGCAAACAAUUGAUUUUGGCCCGCCAAUAUCGGGAAAUGUGACAACCGGGCCGCAAGAAGGUUCGCCAAUGGUUCCAAGUGAAUUGGCAGUUUCAAAAACUGUCUCAAGUGUUGAUCUUCAAUGGAAAAAUGGCGCUUCCGGCAAGGGUCCGAUUUUGGGAUAUUACAUUGAAACCAGACGCAAAGUCUCAGAAGAGUGGCAGCAUUAUGACACACGGUGGCAGACGAUUGUGAAGAGCAGCAAUGGACCAUUAAAUGAGUACACAGUCUCUUAUCAAAAUUUAUUGCCAUCAACUUCAUAUUUAUUCCGUAUAAUCGCUUACAAUCGUUAUGGAAUCAGUUAUCCUGCAUAUUCGAGCGAAACGAUACUCACACCGUCGAAAUUGUAUUUAGAGUACGCUUACCUACAGCAUAGACCAUUCUACCGACAAACGUGGUUUAUGGUGAGUUUAGCGUCAGGUUCAGUGAUUGUCCUCGUUAUGGUUGUCGCUGUUCUCUGCGUUAAGAGCAAGAGCUACAAAUACAAACAAGAAGCGCAAAAAGUCCUCGAGGAAUCAAUGGCAAUGGAUAUUGACGAUCGUCAAUCGUCCGAUCUUGAAUUAUAUCGUUCGCGACAAACUGGCAGCGGACUGAACAUUGGCAAUGGCUGUGGAACUCUAGGCAAACGUGGAACCCUAUCGAGAAAGGCAAUGCAUCCACCGCCACCGGCCGCACUCUACGGUAAAUCGCCGCCACGACCAUCGCCAGCGUCGGUUGCCUAUCACAGCGACGAGGAGAGUCUCAAGGGCUACGACGAGAAUCCCGAUGACAGUAGUGUCACUGAGAAACCCUCGGAAAUAAGUUCCACCGAUUCGCAAGCGUCCGAAAGUGAAAAUGAAUCGGUACAAUCAGAUCCGCAUUCAUUUGUCAAUCAUUAUGCGAAUGUUAAUGAUUCAUUGCGACAAUCGUGGAAGCGACAGAAACCAGUGAGAAAUUAUUCAUCGUACACGGACUCUGAGCCAGAGGGCAGUGCUGUUGUUAGUUUAAAUGGCGGUCAAAUAAUAAUGAAUAAUAUGGCGAGAUCGCGUGCACCACUUCCUGGUUUCUCUUCAUUUGUAUGAUAAAAUCUCAAAUUUUCUGAGAGGAAGAAUUUUUUUGUUUUUUUUUAUUAUUUCGUUAGACCGCACGGAAGAAAAAGAGUUAAGGUAAUUUUUUUCCUAUUUAAAAGAAUACAAUUGAAAUUUUUUUUUUGUAAAAUUUGCUAAGUUUUACUAUUUCUAGAGAGUAAAAUUGAGUUGGAAAUAUAAUUUUUUACUGAAUUUUACUUUUAGAAAUUAGUAAAAUUUACAUUAACAAAAAUGGUUUAAAGUUAAAAUUGAUUUUAAAAAAGGCGCAAAACUCAAAGAGCGAAGUUUUACUAUUUCUAUAGAGUAAAAUUGAGUUGGAAAUAAAAUUUUUUACUGAAUUUUACUUUUAGAAAUUAGUAAAAUUUACAUUAACGAAAAUGUUUAAAAUUUAUUUAAAAAAAAAAAGAUACAAAAUUCAAAGAACGAAGUUUUACUAUUUCUAGAGAGUAAAAUUGAGUUGGAAAUAAAUUUUUUUACUGAAUUUUACUAAAAUUUACUCUUAGAAAUUGGUAAAACUUACAUUAACGAAAAUGGUUAAAUAUUAGAAUUUAUUUUAAAAAAAGACGCAAAAUUCAAAGAGUGAAUCCGACUAGAGUAAAUUUUAUUCAAAUUUGGUAAAUUUUACUGAAACUCACUUGGAAAAUAGUAAAAUUUGUAUAUAAUCUACGGAAAUGAAAAAAAAAUGAUAAAAAUUAGUAAAAUUUGCAAAGAAAAAUG